CAAGAGGUCACACGAGAAGGCACCGGGCGGGCAGGCACCGUUGCACCGGUCCUAAGUAUUUACCACUCCUCUCCCGGAACACACCAUGGCCCCACUCCCGGCACUCAUCACCAGGGAGAAUUUCAAGUCUUUUCUGGAGAGUUUUGACACCGUGCUGACUGACUGUGAUGGUGUGCUGUGGCAUGAGGACCGUCUGAUUGGCCAGGCCCACGUGACCCUCAACACACUGCAGGCACUGGGCAAGAAAGUGUUCUUUGUUACCAACAAUUCCACCAAAUCCAGAGAUGAUUAUGUCGAGAAGUGUGGACGUUUGGGCUUCAAGGCUACCAAGGAGGACAUUCUGAGUUCAGCUUAUGUGUUGGCACAAUACCUGAAGCAGCAGGGCUUUCAGAAGAAGGUGUAUGUGAUGGGCAUGGGAGGCAUUGUGAAGGAGCUGCAGGCUGAGGGAAUACAGUCUACUGGUGGGGAGCCUGAGGUGUACGACGGGGGCAGUCUGAGCACCCUGAUGGACAAGAUGAAGCUUGAUCCUGACGUGGGGGCUGUGGCAUGCGGCUUUGACCCGUACCUGAGUUAUCUGAAGGUGAUGAGGGCAGCAUCAUACCUGGAGAGACCAGGCUGCUUGUUUCUGGCCACAAACACUGAUGAAAGGUUCCCAGUGGCUAGCAAAGGACUUGUCUAUCCUGGCACUGGGUGUGUGGUGCGGUGCGUGGAGACAGUGGCAGAGCGGCCUGCCACCGUCAUGGGCAAGCCUUCCACUAAGAUGUUCUCUGUCAUUCAAGAGAAGAACAGCUUGGACCCUAAACGUACCCUUAUGAUUGGUGAUAGGUGCAACACAGACAUACUCUUUGGCAAAAACUGUGGGCUGCAAACUUUGGUGGUGCUGUCGGGGGUCACCACUCAGGCCGACCUGGAGAAGUGGGCAGCCAGUGAUGACCCGGAGCAACAUGCCCUGCUUGCCGACUAUUGCCUCACUCAGCUGGAUGAUCUCCUGGCUUUCCUUGACCCUAAGCAGGAGCAGUGCUAAGUUUAGGCCUAAUGAAAACUCCAUUCAUGUAUUAACACAGGAGAGCAAAUCUGUCUGUCUGUUUUUGUCUAUGGCUGUCAGUCAAUCUAUCUAUUCUUCUUUCUACCCAUCAAAUUUUUCAAUUUAUCUACCUGCCUGUCUAUCUAUCAAUUUUAUUUAUUAGUCUGUUUGCCUACCUAUGUCAGUAAAUCUGUCUCCCUAUACAUCUACCUAUCAAUCUAUCCCUCUAUCUACCUACAUUAAUUCAAGCAUCAGGUACAGGUAGAUAGACUGAUACAUAAUGCACACACAUGCUUUUUUGCUAACUCUGCCAGGCUAAGUUAUAUGUCAGGCAGAGAAAUAAGACAAAAAACCCACCUUUACUAACUCUGUGUAGCUCACUGUGUUAGGUACAUUAGUGUUAGGCAGAUUAGUAACACAAAGACCCACCUUUACAAGUACUAAUGCUCUCUCUGCCUAAGUUUGUGUGUUAGGCAGGAGAGAUACUAAUUUUUAUGUGCCCAAUGUAGAGGCUGGGAAAGGAGUGGUGAAAAAGAUUACAAUAAUAAUUGAUAGAGAUGUAAUAUUCAGAUCAUGUAUGUAAUGGAUGGGAGAUGAAGAGGUGCAAUACUCAGAUCUUGUAUAUAAUGGAUGGAGGAUAAAGAGAGUUUUAGAUGUCUGUGAAGGAAGUAGGAAUGUUUAGUGAGGAAUAUUAAAUGAGAGAGGUUCAAGAUUUAGGAAAAGAGUUUAAAUAUGAGAGAUGAGAGGUAAAGAAAGUGUUACAUGUUUGUGAAGGAAGGAAGGAAUGUUGAGUGAGGAUAAAUAUGAAAUAACAGAUGUGAGAUUUAGGAAAAGGUGUUAUAUAUGAGAGAUGGGAGACAAAGAAAGUGUUGUAUUUUUGUUGAGGAAGGAAGAAAUGUUUUGUGAGGAUAAAUAUUAAAUGACAGAGGUUCAAAAUUUAGGGAAACUUUUUAAAUAUGAAAGAAGGUAGAGAGGUUUUGAUAUCUGAGAAGUCUGCGAGUGAAAGAAGAUUUAGAGUGAAUUAAAUGAUAAGUGCAGCAAGAUUUAAGGGAAAACUUUGUAUAUGAAAGAUGAAAAUAGUGAAGGGAAUUUUUGAUGCCUGUAAAGUCUGUCAAUGAAAGAAUAUUUAGUAGAAAUUAAAUGACAAGUACAACAUUUAGAGAAUGGUGUCAUGUAUGAAAGUUAGAAGAUGAAUAGUGUUUGGUUUCUAUGAAGCAAGAGAGAAUGGUUGAAGUGCACUAGAUUUGCUUAUGUAGUUCCAGAUUUUAUGUUUAAAGUGUAUACUCAUGAUUUUCAUGCAUUCCUCAGGGUUGGUUUGUCGUGUGUCAUGUAUUUCAGAGUGUUUCAAAUUAUUGGUGUGAUGAUGUAUGAUUUCCUUUGUGUGUUUUCCUGUCUUGUGAGUGAAAAGUUGUAUAUUUCAGAGUGCUUUUAAUUAUCAGUAUGUCUUGAUAUAUUUUCCUUUGUGUAUUUUCCUAUCUUUAAAAUGAAAAUGAGUGAAUUUCUAUUUAAUUUUUACUUUAUUGUUAUUUAAAUAUAGAUGGAGAAAGAAUGGACUAUGUAUGUGUGUGGUAUAAGUACACUAUAUAAGUACACUAUAUUUCACUGUCACACACACAAUUGCUAUCACUAUAUUUUUGUAGGGAAUUAAUUAAGAAGCUUUUACUUGACAGUUGGAUUAGGGUAGGUUAGUUUUAAGAAAUAAACAGCAAUUGUGAUGACUUGUAACAGUGAAAUAUACAGUGUUACUUAUCAGAAAAAUUAAAUAGUUUGGUCACAGAUCAGAAAAUUAUAUAGUUUGGUGAGAGUGAGAUGAGUGAUAUGACAAACUCUGCCUCUCUAUUUGAAAUGCAUUGGUUUAUUUGGCUUCUGACCACAAUCCUCUCCUAAAUUGCCAUCAGAACCAAGAACGAUCAGAUGGCAGGACUUUAUUCUUGGAAAACCCAAAGAAUUGAAAAGAGAAAACUCUUUAACAAAUGCAGUAAAACACAUGUAAACAAUGUCUUUUAUCCUGCAAAAUACAGUGAGUGUGUACCAUUAGCAAGUAUAUCAGUGAAGUAGAAAACUGUCUCUUAACCCAUUCACUGCUACCUGGCAUAUCUUUCCUUGAAUUAUGUCACUCAUAUAUUUCUUUGUGUCCUAUAGUCAACACUAAACAUUACUGUGGCUUAAUUCUGAAAGAUCUACCCUUUUAAUCCAUUUUCCUUUCUUGUAGGUGUUUUAAAGGGUUUGCAAAAUGCUUUUAUUGUUGUGAAUUGUUGUGUAUUGCAGUGACAAGGUUAAAAAUGCAGUAAAAGACACCUAAACAACAUCUUUUACUCCACAGCACAGAGCAGAGUGUGUACCAUCAGCUAACUUGCCAUUAAAAUAGAAAAGAUUAUAAAUUUUGUACUCUAGCAAGUAAUGAGUUAUCUAUGCAAAGUUAGCCAUCACAAGUUUUUUUUUUCAUGUAGGAGAGACAUUGGUAAAAAAAAAAAAAAAAAAAAAAAAAAAAAAAGCCCACUGAGAUGCCAGUGAUAAAAGAACUAAAUAUUGCUUUGGUCAGAGCGCAUUGGUUGUAAAAUAUGUGUGCAAAGUAUCUAAGUGCAGUGUGUGUGUGUGUGUGUGUGUGUGUGUGUGUGUGUGUGUGUGUGUGUGUGUGUGUGUGUGUGUGUGUGUGUGUGUGUGUGUGUGUGUGUGUGUGUGUGUGUGUUAUAAUUUAUAAUUCCUGAUGCUUGGUAAUGCAAUGUGGUACUUAUGAAAGUGGUACUUAUGAAAGGGAUAAUGUAAUGUGGUACUUAGAGAAAGUCAUUGUCAUGGUAAUAUGAAAAAGAGUGAUUAUUUAAAGUGAUUGUUUGGUGUUGAUGAAGAAAAAUUUUUAAGUACAGUAGUAAUGCAUUUAUGAAGAAAAUAUUCAAAUUGUACUGUAUGAAAAGAAUUAAGAAGUAGUGUGUUAUUUCAUGAAGAGAAGAGUUAUUAUGAAAAGAAGUCCAGUAAUAAAAAUAUAUGAAUAUGA
Messenger RNA from Scylla paramamosain (green mud crab), 4016 nucleotides. RefSeq names its product glycerol-3-phosphate phosphatase-like. Gene Ontology annotation, molecular function: phosphatase activity. Lineage: Eukaryota; Metazoa; Arthropoda; Malacostraca; Decapoda; Portunidae. Bases 86 to 1024 code for a protein of 312 amino acids. The transcript has 6 exons. The record is from RefSeq and is a predicted model, not a curated record.